CGCCGCGGCCGCAGGACACCACAGUAACGCCUGCCGCCGGCAUGACAGGAUCCUCGCCGCUCGCGCACCAGCGCCGGCUCUUCCUCGGGCUGCUCUGCUUCGUCGUGACCCUGCGCGCCUCCGCGGCCCGGCCGGAGGGCACCGCAACGCCGUCAGGCCUGGGCACAGCGGCAGAGUUGAUGGAGGAGAUUCGCUCCCGCAUGAGCAACCAGUGGGACGCCCUGCAGCAUAUCCGCUACCAGGCGCUGACGAGCAAGAUGACGGUGGGUCGCCUGAGCGAGCGCGUCAAGCAGCUGGUCGCCGUCAUCGCUUCCCAGGAAGUGCUUCCGUCGGCACGCCCCUCGACGCCGGACGAGCCGUGCGACGAGGAGCCGUUCGAGGACGACGGCAUACCUGCCUUGGCGGAUGCUCUGGAGGAGCUCCUCCAGGCGUACACCAACUACAUCAAUACGAGUGUGGAAGGAGACGACCCACGAAGCUUCCAGGAGGAUCUAGCGAAGAUUACGGACGUGCUGGGGAAGCUGAGAGCUCUGGUCGGCCAAGCAUCGACCAGGACAUCCCGCGGCAUAGAAACAACCCCUGCGGAGGGCGAGCCUGAGGCGCGGCGUCGGGAAGUGCGAGCGGGCGCCACGGCCGUGCUCCCGUGCCCCGUCGGCGCCGCAGGACAGCCGGUCACGUGGGUCCACUCGCUAGCAAAUCGGCUCGUUGCCCUGAACGGCGUAGUUGUGGUGGCAGACGCGCGCUUCGGGCUGGUUGAAGUGAACGGCUCGCCUGCCCUCGAGAUUUCAGACAUUCAGAAGAAGGACGAAGGCCUCUAUAAGUGCUUCUCGAAUGGGACGGUUUCCUAUGAACUCUUUGUUGCUGAACCCAUGCUGGAAGUGGGCGUUCCCGCCAUGGCUGCCCGCUUCACGAACCAGACCCUCACCUGCGCCUACCGCGGAGGCGAGGGCCUCGCACGGCUCGAAUGGCUGUUCAACGGUGCUCCCUUCUUCCAUUAUAAUCCUUUCCGAAAUGCACAAGUGGGUACCGAGUUCAACGCUGACAUUGAAGUAAUUCGUGAGGCGUCAACGCCGCAGCGGCUGGUCCUCCGGGAAGUGGACGUCACGGCUUCGGGAAGCUAUACGUGCCAAGUGCUGCUGGCGGCUUCCGGCCGACUGCUGAGCGACACGGCAGCCAUGGCGGUCAAGGGCCUGCCGCAGCCGGAGCGCGCCCGGCCGGCCCCCGUGGGCGUCGAGAGCCUGGGCGACGUGGCGGCGACGGCCGGCGAGGAAGCCACCCUCAGCUGCAGGGUAUUCGCCGACGAGGCUGCUACGGUCUCCUGGAAGCGCCUGCGGGACCAGAGGCUGCUGUCGACCAACAACUACUCGUACACCGGCGACGUGGAGCACAGAGUCCGGCACGAAGAAGGGCCGAGCGAGUGGCACCUGUGGCUCGCCCGGGUUGCCCCUGAGGACGACCGCUUCGAGUGCCGCGCCGUCGGCUCCUCUGGGGGCGAGGCCGCGGCGGUCGUGCGCCUCACGUUCGGAGAGGAGGAGAAAGUGGGCGUGGCUUCUGUGGACGUGCCCUCUCGCGCCACACGCUUCUCAGACCAGACGCUCACUUGCAAAUACAACCUUGGCGACAUGGGCCUCUACUCCGUCAGGUGGUACCUCAACGACAGCGAAUUCUUCCGAUAUUUACCAGCCCUAAAAAUAAACUUGUCCCAUCAAGAUGUGCAGGUCGAUACAGAAAAAUCCAAUGCGACCAGGGUAGUUCUCCGGGAGGUGGAUAUCAGAGCCUCAGGGACCUAUACGUGUGAAGUUACAACAAACGAACCCUUUUUCUACGUCUUCUCGAAGUCAUCUAACAUGACAGUCACUGCUCAGUGCUUUGCAGAUGAGGCAGCGGUGGAGACGCGAAUCACGACGGCAGCAAUAGGGUCUUCAGUCGAAUUUUCCUGCGAGGCUUCCUCGGAGGAUGGCACGGUGUCCUGGGUCCGCGAACGUGACUACCAUAUAUUAUCAGUGGGAAAUAUCGUCGUCGACUCCCGCUAUUCGGUCGAGCAGGGCCGCACGGCGGGCGCCUGGAGGCUGCGGCUCGCCCGCGUCACCCAUUCGGACGCCGGCGACUACACGUGCAGGAAGCCCGAGUUCGCCUCGCGCCCGACCCGCUACCGGCUGGUGGUCGUCGAGCCAACAAUUAGCAUGGAAUUUACGGAUAACAUAACAGCCGAAGCCGGUUCGUCGGCUAUUCUCAGCUGCCGAGUCUUUAAUCUUGGACAAGGCACGGUGUCAUGGAUCCGCAACGAGGACCGAUACCUGACGGCCGGCCUCUUCACCAUGACGGAUGACGAUCGCUUCACCCCCUCCGUCGAGGACGCGAACGUGUGGCAGCUGAGGAUCCGGGACGUACGGCCCGAGGAUUCCGGGGCCUACGGCUGCCAGGUGUCCGCACGGCCGCCGACGGUGAAGAGGGUGUGGCUGACAGUCGCAGGUGCUCCAACAGCUGAAGCCCCUGCCUCGUCAACGCCCACGAUAUGUCUUCCACCAUUUCAGUUGAUCGGUGAUCAUGUCUGUAUUAUGGUUGAGACGAUGGAAAAGAGAAGCUGGUUUGACGCCCAGCAAUAUUGCAGGUCGCAGGGUGGCGACCUGGCCAAGGAGGAUGACAACGCCUACAUCAGAAUAUACUUGGAGCAGCAUUUCGGCAUCAGCGGCGAUACAUGGACGCGAUGGCCGUUCUGGCUCGGCGGCAAGGAGGGCGGGUCCGAGGGCGUGGACGGGUGGCGGUGGACGGACGGAAGCCGCGUCGCCGCCGCCGUCUGGGCCACCAGCGAACCCAGGCAGUAUCCCAGGAAAGGAGCACCUCGCGGCACAUGUUUGGUACUGGAUGGCUUCCAGGCCUACAGCGCUUCUGCUCUCCCUUGUCACUUGAGGAGACGCUUCAUCUGCCGCGUCAUGUAGACGCACGAGAAAGCGUUGGUAAAUGGUUGAUGAAGCACACAUCGUCCUCAUACCUUAAAUAGACGUUUGGCACUUAAUAAAUUUGGGUUAAGCUGUUUUUGCAGUGCCUGUGUAUUUUAAGUUUAAUGUCUCCAUAAUUUCUUUUGUUUUGUAGGCAGGGGCGUCAACCUGGAUGCUGGGGGGAGCGGUUACCCCCAAGACGCUGUUUACCCUCAUCAAGGUCUGACUUUUUUAUUUUUUCCCCUAAAUUACACCUGUAUAGCUGUAAUUAUAGCUUUUAAAUGUCCCUAGAAUAUUACGUUUAAAAAAAACGAUCGGGGGCUCGCAGUGAAGCCAAUUAUGCUCGCUUUGUUUACCAACCAUGCCCCCCCCCCCCCCGCCCCCCGAAAAAGCUGAAAUGAUGACCCUGCCGGUUGGAACUUAGUUAAGAUAUGAUGAUGGACAGCAUCUUGUUUAAUAUGGUUUUCGUCACCUGUCCAGCUUCUACAUCCUUAUUUUAGCUCACUCUCUUUGGCAGUUGGGCGCUGAAAGCGGAUGAAAUAUCCAGAUUUUCAAUGUUAGUGUGAUGCAUCUGGAGUGUCUUUCAUCAUCUUACUUGCCAUGGUGCGCUACUCCAAAAGUCUAAAGGCUUUAUCUGCAAUUUCUCACAUUCGCCGAUCGCAGUUGAUCGCCGAAUGUGAUAUGCCAAAUAAUUUUUGUUUAAUUUUGUUACUCUUCAUUUGACCAUUUAAGGGGUAUUUAAAAGAUAUUUUAUAAUGAAACGCAAGUGAAAAUGGUGCAGGAUUAUACAGAAAGCCAAAGCGUUAAUAUUAGGCUCAAAUGAGUCAAUGAAAUGUAAUACAUCAUAGGCAGUAUUGAUAAAUGGAUGAUUAAAAUCGACUGUAUUAAUCUCAUAAGGGAUUGUAUUUGAAUAUUUUUGAUACGAAAAAAUAUACAAGAAUGAUAGAUAUACUACAAGUGUUUUUGAAAUACAUCGAAAUGCAAAAGACAAAUAAACACUCGAAGUACAGAGUCGCAGCCGGAGCACUAAAUUCGAAUUUGUAUACAUUUUGAUCCUUCGAAUAAAGCUCCACAAAUAUUAAGAUAUUACAAUAUGAUAAUAACAAGAAUAAGAAUACGAAUUAUCUAAAAUACUAAUAAUGAUAGUGAUAAUAGAGAUAAUGAAAAUAAGAAUUAUCAUUACUAUAAUUAUUUUAUCAUUAUUAUUAUAAGUAUUAUUAUUGUUAUCAUUAUGAGCAUUACUAUAGUAAUAUAAAUAACAUUUUUCCACACCCAUCAGAAGUCAAGCGAUUCUUAUCGGCAUCCACUAACGAAAUAUAGCAGGAUGAGUCGGGAUGAUUAAUGAGUAAGCAAAAUAUGAAUGUACCGUUUUUAUUAUAAUUAAUACCAUUACUGUCAUUGUCAAUGUCAUUGUUAUUACCAUUAUCCUUUAUUAAAAUCAGUAUUAUCA
Messenger RNA from Penaeus chinensis, 4389 nucleotides. Its product is annotated as obscurin-like. Lineage: Eukaryota; Metazoa; Arthropoda; Malacostraca; Decapoda; Penaeidae. The record is from RefSeq and is a predicted model, not a curated record. The transcript is spliced from 19 exons. Gene Ontology annotation, biological process: synapse organization. Gene Ontology annotation, cellular component: neuron projection membrane. Bases 42 to 2939 code for a protein of 965 amino acids.